GGUUUGAAAGAGCUCCAUUUUGUGAAAGCUGUUGAAGCAGAGCACCGUCCCUGUGAAAAGACGAAACCUAGAAACGACAAAAGAGUCAAAGUUAGCCGACGAACUGCUCGAUAACCAAGUCAGUAUCCGAAAGGAAAGCAAAUCUUAUCGUAUGUCCGAUAUCCAGAACCUCCAAACUUUUGACCCCUUUGCUGAUGCAACUAAGGGUGAUGACCGCCUCCCAGCUGGGACAGAGGACUAUAUCCACAUAAGAAUCCAACAGCGGAACGGCAGGAAGACCCUCACCACUGUCCAGGGCAUUGCCACUGACUAUGACAAGAAGAAGCUAGUCAAGGCCUUCAAGAAGAAGUUUGCUUGCAAUGGGACAGUGAUUGAGCACCCAGAGUAUGGUGAAGUGAUCCAGCUUCAGGGAGACCAACGCAAGAAUAUCUGCCAGUUCCUCAUUGAGAUUGACCUGGCCAAGGAGGAGCAGCUCAAAGUCCACGGCUUCUAGAAGCUGCUAGCAGCCCUCUCCCCUUCUCUCCUAGAAGGCCAUUAAACUCCCUCUCCUCCUAUGUGCUGCUGUUCCUCUUCCUCCCCCCUCUCCCCCCUUGCAACCCCACCAGCUCCUAUUAGCUAACACGUGAAUUACCUCUCCCAAACAUGGGAUUCUGUAACACCACCACCCCCCUACAACACCAGGGGGCAGGCUCGCUCUCACAAAGACACACCACUGCAGCUCCACACAUCAGGGAUGAGUGGUGAUGACCCUCCCACACACUUCCUCCUUCCUUUUCCCCUGUUUAUUUCCUUUUUUAAUUUCCUCUUUUUAGGUCUCGUGCCACAACAAAAGAGGCACUGUUUCAUGUAACGUUUUUGUUUUGUACUUCAAGGUGUUUCAAUAAAACGUUGAGUCUCCAUA
Perca fluviatilis (European perch) is the source of this 901-nucleotide messenger RNA. RefSeq names its product eukaryotic translation initiation factor 1b. Gene Ontology annotation, biological process: translational initiation. The record is from RefSeq and is a predicted model, not a curated record. The coding region runs from base 152 to 493 and encodes 113 amino acids. Lineage: Eukaryota; Metazoa; Chordata; Actinopteri; Perciformes; Percidae. Gene Ontology annotation, molecular function: RNA binding; ribosomal small subunit binding; translation initiation factor activity. The transcript has 4 exons. Gene Ontology annotation, cellular component: eukaryotic 43S preinitiation complex.